CUGACGAUCUUUGCUCGGCCUGGGGGCGGGGCGGUGUCUCCUGCGUGUUCUUUGGAAAAGUUGGAUGGCGGUUUUUUGUAUGAGCGACAUAAAGACGCGUUAACAGGACUUCAGCGAGUGGGCGGGGCUACGAGCUGUCAUGGCCUCCAGCAAGAACAAGAGCCAGGCGUCGCUGGUUCUGCAUAAAGUGAUCAUGGUGGGCAGCGGCGGCGUGGGAAAGAGCGCCCUCACGCUGCAGUUCAUGUAUGACGAGUUUGUGGAGGAUUAUGAGCCCACCAAAGCCGACAGCUACAGGAAGAAGGUGGUGCUGGAUGGUGAGGACGUCCAGAUUGACAUCCUGGACACAGCGGGACAGGAGGACUACGCCGCCAUCAGAGACAACUACUUCCGCAGCGGUGAAGGUUUCCUGCUGGUCUUCUCCAUCACGGAGCACGAGUCCUUCACCGCCACGUCCGAGUUCAGGGAGCAGAUCCUGCGGGUGAAGGAGGAGGACGUGAUCCCUCUGCUGCUGGUUGGGAACAAGUCCGACCUGGAGGAGCGGCGCCAGGUGUCUGGUGACGAGGCAGCGGCGAGGGCGUCUGAGUGGGGCGUGCCGUACGUGGAGACCUCGGCCAAGACGCGCGCCAACGUGGACAAGGUGUUCUUCGACCUCAUGCGUGAGGUCCGCAAGAAGAAAAUGUCCGAGAGCAAAGACAAAAACGGGCCGAGCGGCAAGAAGAAGAAGAGACGCUGCCGCAUCCUCUGACUCCGCCCCCACAAAGGUCUCCGCGAGGUGCUCGCUGCACGAACUGAACCGGGCAGAAUCAUCACAGAACCUUGGCUGGUCCACUUCAUGUUGUCCUGGUCAGAAGAACAGACGCCCGGAUUUCAAGGACAAAUUUUAAAACAUAUUUAGAAAUAAAUAUAAUCAUAAUAUUAAAAUGUCCAAAGUUAUUGGACAACAAAACCAAAUGUUUUCAAACAGUGAAAAAUCAUGAAUACAGACAGAAAAUGUGACCAAGUGAUGAAUUUAGAGCAAGUCGUCAGUCAGGAGGUGAAGACAUGAACAUUUCCAUCUUUAAGAAGCACAAACGUACCGAGGCGCAGCGCGUGCGCCAAACCCAGGUGACUGUCCAAGGAGGGGACAGCUGAGGGAAGCCACCAGAGACAUCACCGCCAUCCUCUGCAGUUUGUCAGAAGGCACAUGUGAGACCGGAGCCUGAAUCUGACAAGUUUUCUAGGAUUAGAAUCCGUCUGUCUUCAGUGAUUUCAUUCUCAUGUCCGUCCCCUCGAGACGAGUGACCAAAUUCAUCAAAACAUACAACUAACUGUCACAUUUUGAGUCUGUUUUGUUCUCUCUCUUUGAAGCAUUUCGAGUGUUUUCGUAAACAUUUAAUGAUAAAAAAAAAUUCAUUUUCUUGAGAUCUUUAAAAUUUGUCCUUAAAUUUUUGUGUCAGUAAUUCUGACUUUUUCUGAGUUAUUCUGUUAUUUUAGGUGUUUUUUGUUUGUUUUGUUUGUUUGUUUGUUUGUUUUGUCAAUCACUUAAUUUGUAAAAUGCCAAAGAAUUAUUUGAAAAAAAAGGAAAAUAUUAGUAAAUCGACCUGUUUACAUCCAGUUAAAAAAAAAAAACAUUAAAAUGCUGUUCGGUUGCUUGUUAAUUUGGUCAGAUUAGCUGUAAUCUACUUUAAAGGAAAGUACAAAACAUUUCAAACAUGUUAAAUAACUUGAUAAACUGGUCAAAUUGACUAUAAAAAUAUAUUUCUGUUAAGCUUCAGGCUUGUGUGUAAACUAUGAUUUUGUUUAAAUUGAUAACUUGAGUUAAAAUACAAAAAAAAAAACAGAUCAGACAGAAACUCAGUCCUGAAUCUGAACACACAUCAUCACUUUUACAGCCUGUUGCAGUUUCUGUAAUUCAGUUCAAUGAGUCCUUAAGAAGUUUGGUCUGUAGUGUCUGGAGCUGUGCUGGGACGACGCCCGUCACAGCGCCGACACGCCACUGAGUCUCAGGAAAAAAAAACACCAAAUCCAGGCUGGAGACAUUUGACAAAACUGGACAUCACAGUAAAUUGUCCAAAUAUAUUUGGACCCAGGUGUAGCUGAAUAGUUUCAUCAGUACAGUUUAACAAACACAUUGUCAAACUGUAAUUAAAACCAAACUGAUUUUUUUUUUUUUUUUUUAUAAAGGUGGGGGUGUGACCUGUUUUGCUUUGUGUGUGAUUGACAGGUCGGGUUCAGUUACAGGAACCAAAAACUUCGGUCCAAAUGAAACAAUCAUUUAUGCAUGUUUGAAUGUUGCUGAUGUGUUCUUUUUGUUGAGCAUCCUUUGUGACAUCAUAAAGUACCUGUGCACUGUAAAAAAAAA
Messenger RNA from Thalassophryne amazonica, 2341 nucleotides. RefSeq names its product ras-related protein ralB-B-like. The coding region runs from base 140 to 745 and encodes 201 amino acids. NCBI's taxonomy places the organism in Eukaryota, Metazoa, Chordata, Actinopteri, Batrachoidiformes, Batrachoididae. The record is from RefSeq and is a predicted model, not a curated record. Gene Ontology annotation, cellular component: plasma membrane. The transcript is spliced from 5 exons. Gene Ontology annotation, biological process: Ras protein signal transduction. Gene Ontology annotation, molecular function: GTPase activity; GDP binding; GTP binding.